GGCGGGUUUUGUUCAUAAAUAUGCGUUUUCAACAGUCGGAUAGUCAUUUUAUAAUUCUAACGUUUGUCAAUGUAAGUAAAAAUUACUUACUCUAGUCAGAAGAAUCUUUCUUUAAAGUUAACAUUUAAUUCCAGGACUUACUAAGAUAAAAUGCAAAACUCGCUAUGACUGAAGGACCAUUUCGAUAAGACCGAAACAUAAGGAAAUAACUCAAGUCCCCUACAUUAUUGAAUUUGGAACUGUCAUGGCAAUGGAUUAUUUUUUAAAGCAAAUAAAUCCUGCGAAUUCCAAGCCCUUAAUAAUUUGUCUCGAGACGAAUGAAGUUACAAUUGGAAGAAGCAGCGUUGUUUCUUUAACUGGUUUCAAUAAAGUCUCUAGGAAACAUGCCUCUUUCAUGAAUAAAAAUGGACGUUGGUUUGUUCGAGACUUGGGAAGUCUAAACAAACUUUACGUGAACUUCAAAGAAGUAAAUACAGAAUGGGUACCUUUAGAAAUUGGUGACAUAGUCGGGUUUGGUACACCAUCGUAUAUUGAAGAUGGUGGUUUAGUGUGCGUAUUUGCAGCUAAAAAUCGUAUAAAACAAGAGGUAUUUGAGGAAAUAGAGGCUCCUAACUGUGAUGCAAAAAAUAGUGAGAAAGUUCAGAAUGUGUCUAAGGUGAAAGACGUCAAAUUAUUCACCGUAAAGCAAGAAUUGUCAUCUAAUCAGUAUGGAGGUUGCCAACAAAUAAUGACAAUUUCUAAGCCAGAAUGUACUUUCCAAACAGAUGUAUCGUCUGUAUCAGCAAGCACAGGAAACAAUGUUGCAAACAUCACUAAAAUAAACUCUGGAAAUACUGUUGAGCCAAGCAACAAAAUAGCACCUCAAAAUAAGUAUGAGUCUUCUUCAAAAGAAUCAAAACCAAUAAUUAAAACUGAGCCAAAUGGAACUGAUGAUAAUGAAUUGCCGAGUGUUAAAGAUACUUCAUUUAACAAACAUUUACCAAUAAAUUUUAAAAAGGAUGUCGAAGAUAUGAGUAUAUGCGAUAAUAUUGAGACUACCCCGACUUGCGAAGCCAAAUUGUUCUUGAAAAAUAACGCCGAGGACACAAAACAAAUGUUAGACAAAAAUGUAACUUCUGAAUUAAAGAAGGCAAAUACGCCUAUAAACGAAUGGCAUAAAGAAGACGGUGAACAAAAUGGCAAAAAUGAUUUGAUUCCCCAUGAAAACAAUUUUAAAUGUUCUGGCAAAUUACAAGAUAUGAAAAUUUUAAGUUGUCACAAAACUAGAGAUAUCAAAUAUCUUUACAGUCAGAUGAAAAAUUGCAGUGUAAGAUUAGUAAGAUGCGAUUCUAAAUAUUUUCGAUGGCCCCCUGAAAUAAAUUUUAAUAAAAUUUUUGCAUCUGUGGAAAAGCAUCAAAAUUUUUCUGAGCAUAGCAUCCCCCAAACAAUGCAAGAUGCAAAGGAAAUUGAAGGGAAUAACACGGAAACAAGGCAAGAACAAAAUUCUGAAUAUCAUCAAAGUCGUAAGAAGUUCAAAGAAUGUAUUAGAGAAGUCAAAAGCGGUAUAAACGUUGCAUUAAAAUUGAAAGUCACCAAGAAUAGAAUUAUGAGUUCCAGCUCGGAGACGUCAGGUGAUGAAAGCGAGUCCGAGAAAAAAGAUGCUAAGAUAUCAAAAGAUACCACGUCAGAUAACGGAAUGAAAACGAAAUCUAAAAAGCCAACUGAAGUCAAUAAAAGUCGAGAUGCUUCUUGUCGUAAAAACAGAUCAUUGCAUGAAACUUUUGAAGCACGUAAAGUUCCUGAAAAAAGAAAGCAAGGCUUCUUUGAAAGUCCUUCUACAAAAAGGGCAAAGCAUACUAAAAAAUGUGAAAAUCCAUCUCGUUUAAAUGAUUCUGAACACUUAAGUUCACGCAAUUCUGCAAACGCUUCAAGUAGGAAAGCAGAUUAUAGAAAUAUGAAAAUUUCCCGCAAUUUAAGAGAUGAGUCUUCUUUUUAUGUUCCAAGAAAUUCCUAUUAUUCAAAAUAUUGGACACCAGAAUACAACGAAUUCGAAACCGGUGAAAUUCGGGAGUGUUUGAAACCAGAUGUGUUUUUCAAAACUAAACAAACUGCUGGAAGAACAUUAUUGACGGACCCUAAACCGAUGGAAUACCGACCCAGAAGAAUGAGGGGCAGAGAAGAAUGGUUUAAAGAACGGUGUUCAUAUUCACAUCGGCACAGUGACCAAAACGAAAGAAUAUCAGAGAAGGGUAAUGAAGGAACUUCAUAUUCUUCAAAAUCAUCCUCAGGUCAAGGAUUUGCUUCAUCAAAAGAACAUCCUUCGAUUGUUAAUCGAAAAAUUUCAGCAGAACUAUCUUCACACCAAACUUUAUCUUCAUCAAAAGGAAAUACUUCAAAUGCUAGCCAAAAAAAUCCAACAGAAUUGUUUCCAAGUGAAAGAUUUAUCGCAUCUAGAGGAAAUAUUUCAACUAUUACUCGAAGAAAUACUAUCGAAGAAUUUUCAAGUGAACCAUCGGAAGAAUCAAAUGAAAUCUCCUCGAUAGUUUCUCAACGAAAUACUGUAGAAUUGAUUUCAAAUCAAUCAUUUGGUUCAUUAGAAGAAAACUUUUGCAUGGCGAGUCGAAAACAAUCAUUGCAGCAUAAGCCUGAAAAUGCUUCCUUGAUAAAUUCAACUGCAGUAAUGAUACAAAAUAAUACUGCUUCAAGUCAGAGCACUUCUUUAUCAAUUCCAAGAAGGCGAUUUUUAGUUGAAAUACAGACAAACGCAGAUGAAGUGUCGAAAAAUGAAGGGCUAGUAGCAAAAGAAACCGUCCCUCAGUGCUCGGAGAAACAAGAUUGCAAUUCUACUCUCAUUGCGAGGUCAAUAAAAAAUAUAAACAUUUCUACAUUUUCGACAGUUGAAGCAACGAGGACUGAAGAGGAAAAUCAAAUAAGUAUGAAUAAUACUAUAGCUUCCAUUAGUUCAAAUCCAAGAAUUGUAUCUCUUCCGGCAUCUACUUCCACUUUUUCAUUUGAAGUUAAAAAUCAAAUGAAUUGCAAAGAACGAGAAGCCACCACAGAAAAUAAAAUUUCGACAUCCGAAGUCUCAGACAUAUCUGAAAUACGAUCGAAGUUAGAGAAAAUUAUUGAGAAAACAAGAAAUACGCAAUUUUUGCCAAAAGAAAUAUUUUCUAAAACUGAUAAAAUGUCGAAUGAUAGGAAAGUGGCAGUAGUUUCUCCAGUUAACCACGAUAAUUUGCAGCCAAGCAACUUAAACCAACCCGAUACUGUUUCUACACCAUAUUUGCAUACGUCUAUUAAGGAAAAAAUAACUAAUAGAGUUCAUUCAACUUACAUUUUAAGUCCUGUUAAACCAAACUCUAAGCCGAUUUUGUCGAAUUCUGAAUUCACAAGUGCUGAGGAAGCAAAAGGUUCCGCUUCAGAAACGAAAUCUCGUUCCCGAUAUUUGAUAAAAAGUAUUGUCUACUGGAAUCCAAAAUGGUUGGAAGAGCAAGCGAAAAACAAGAAACCUCCACCCGUGAUAUCAAAAGGCGGUUCAGUUUUGCCACUAAGAUUUUCAUCCUAUGAUUCUUACAUGAAAUCUUUUAAUCCAAUGAUUUCUUUAGAGAUCUGGGAAUCUCUUUUCAGAGAAUCAAAACCACUUUGGUUGAAAAAAGAAGUUAGGAAUUCAUUUUACUUUUUAGUUAGAUCAAAUAACGUACAGCAUAGUCUCAUAGAGCUCCAGUGUGAAUCCAUUGUAAAUGAGAAUUUUUCAUUUCUUCCUAGUGAAGGAAAUAUUAUUCUUUUGGGUAUCAGCGAUAUAGGGAAUGGAUUAGAAAACAGUAUGUUUGGUUAUAUACAUCGGCAUAAAGUUGAAAGCGCGCUCGAAAAAGAAAAGAUGACAGAAUGGCAGAAAGUGCCUAAAGAAUGGCAAGAGAAUGCGAAACUUUGGACUUUCAGCAUGUUUAUUAAAAAGAGCAAGAAAGAUUUUCAAUUUGGAACAGUUAGUGUCGCAUAUGGAAUUUUAAAUAUAAGAAACAAACUGCAAUUGGCAGAUGCAUUAAUUGGGUUUAAAGAUUCUCCAAUCCAAAACGACAUUCUUAGACCUACAAAAGAAAUGUUCUCGUUUUGUAAAUCCAUUUCCAGAAUACCUCGACCGCUGCUAAUCCAGACUGUAAGUGAUGAAAUAAAAAAGGAGAAUCCUCAUAGUAAAUUGAUUUUGAUAAAUGCUCCAGCUGGAACCGGCAAAACCGGUGCAAUCAUUGGUAUUGUGGAAAAGCUGCUUUUCAAUAGCGCAUAUAAGAUGAAGCUCCUUUUGUGCGCUUCAUCAGAUAUGACAAUCGAUGAAAUUGGUUUGAGAUUGGUUGAAUUGAAUGAAAGAUGCAGCUGGAGACGCAAUUCUAUCAAAUUUAUUAGACUCGGACAAUCUGAAAAUAUCCCUGCUAAACUUCAAAUACACACUCUCGAAAAGAAGAUAUUAAAAAUGUUCAAGGAACAAAAUAAGAAAGAAUUCCAAGAAAGAGAAAAAGAGCUAAAAGUUUUAGAGGAUAAAAUAAAUGACGUUUUGUUUAAAGAGCAAUUAAAAACCAACAACAGAUAUCGAUUCAGAAAAAGUAAUGACGAGGCUCUAAAAUGUUUGAUGAAUCAACUCCAAUCUCUAAAAGAAAAAAAUCCUUAUAAGAAUCUAGAUCCUGUUAUUCACGCAGCGUAUGAAAGUGCUAUCCUCGGUGAUUCGGAUGUGAUUCUUGCAACCUUAAACACUUGUAUGCAUCCUCUAAUGAGAAAAUUCUUCAAAUCUUUCAAGGGCGAAUCACAUGCUUGCUGCAUCAUAGACGAAAUAUCACAGUGCACAGAGCUAGAAGUUCUUCAAUGCCUUCAUCCAGAAAUCAAUAGGCUUGUUUUAGUAGGCGACCUUCAGCAAUUACAGCCACCGGUUGCCUCCAAGUAUGCAAUCAAAUGGGGCUUCAGGCGAUCUAUGAUGGAAAGAAUCUUGAAGUUGUUUAGUGUACAAUUUUCUUGUCCUCCACCACUGUCUUUGGCCGAGCAACAUAGAAUGCAAUCGCAGAUUUGCCAUUUCCCAUCAAAAUACUUCUACAAAGACCAGUUACUCACAGCAGCAGAUGUCGAUGAAAAAUAUCGAUACUCGCCUCUUAAGCCAUUCGUUGUUUAUGAUGUCUUAGAAAAAGAAAUGCUAAAUCCUCCAGCUAACAUCGAAGACAAUGAACCAUUCUUAAUUGCCAAUAUUUGCGCUCAACUUCUGCAAGCAGUACCGGCAGCUACUAUUGGUGUGAUUGUGGCUCAUGAAGAUCUGGCUGCUUUAUAUAAAAUUCCGUUAUCUUUAGGGAAUACAACAUUAAAGGAGAUUGAGAUUAAUACUGUAGAAAACUACCAAGGAAUAGAAAGAGAUAUAAUCAUCAUUUCUUGUAUCAACCCGUCUCUUUUUGCAGAGGGCGAGAACUUUCUGUCUUGUGAAAAGAAGAUGAAUGUGGCCAUUACAAGAGCAAGACAGUCCUUGGUUAUCUGCGGCCAUGUUUCGUCUAUGAGGCACUUUAAACAUUGGGAUGCUUUAAUCAGUGAUGCACAAUUACGUAAAAACUUCAUAAGUGUAUCUUCAUUACGACAGAUUCCAUUUGUUAUUAUGAAAACUAUCUGCAGAAUGAGUUAAAACAGAGGCCACUUCAACGAGUGGUAUAUUUAUUAAAGUAUUUUUUUGUUUACUUUUUAUUUUUAUUGGGAAAAAUUAUUUUUUGAAAAAAUAUUUAACACAUUAUAAUAAAACUAUAGAGCUCCCAAUACUAUCGUAAUAACAAUUCUAAAUUUUAGGAUGACUAUUUGUAAA
This is a messenger RNA of Argiope bruennichi, 5797 nucleotides long. RefSeq names its product probable helicase senataxin. Gene Ontology annotation, biological process: termination of RNA polymerase II transcription. Lineage: Eukaryota; Metazoa; Arthropoda; Arachnida; Araneae; Araneidae. Bases 245 to 5623 code for a protein of 1792 amino acids. Gene Ontology annotation, cellular component: nuclear body. The record is from RefSeq and is a predicted model, not a curated record. The transcript has 3 exons. Gene Ontology annotation, molecular function: transcription termination site sequence-specific DNA binding; protein binding; helicase activity.